This is a messenger RNA of Amorphotheca resinae ATCC 22711, 1697 nucleotides long. RefSeq lists its product as hypothetical. The record is from RefSeq and is a predicted model, not a curated record. The coding region runs from base 1 to 1587 and encodes 528 amino acids. The transcript is spliced from 2 exons. NCBI's taxonomy places the organism in Eukaryota, Fungi, Ascomycota, Leotiomycetes, Helotiales, Amorphothecaceae. Gene Ontology annotation, molecular function: monooxygenase activity; iron ion binding; oxidoreductase activity, acting on paired donors, with incorporation or reduction of molecular oxygen.
AUGGAUUCUAAGCAAUUUGGAUCCGAGAGUACCUCGCAAGUAUUCAUAGCGUCCCCAUUAAUGAUUGGGGUUGGAGUGAUAGCUAUUGUCUUGUUACUUCUCAGAGAAGCAUACCGGACGGACGUACCAAAGGUCGCUGGGAUCCCCGAGGUGCCAGGCGGCCUUCCUUUUGUCGGUCAUCUCCUUCCUCUCGGAGGUCGUCAGAAAAGAGGUGAUUCCGUCAUUUUCUCCAGAUGGGCUUCUAAACUCAAGUCCGACAUCUUUCAAAUACGGCUGGGGAGCCAGCGCGCUAUAAUUGUCUCAUCAUGGCCACUGAUCAAGGAUCUCUGGGUCACAAAUUCCAACGCUCUUAUCGAUCGUCCUUGGCAACCUGGCUUCAUAAACCAUCUGGGCAUCGACAUUUCUAGCUCACCAAUGACACCCACGAUCAGAAAGUGCAGAGCAGCAGCUAUGAAGGCACUAGGCAGCCCCAUGUGGCCAAGUUACUAUCACUUGUUGGAACCCAACUCUGUGAAAAUGUGUCAACAGAUUUACACGAGGGGACAGAACGGAAAAUUGCCUACAGAUCUGUACCCUUAUUUCCGUCAAGUCGUGACUGACCUCUGCUUGUCUCUCACAUACGGUGCUCGUAUGGGUGACAUCGAUGAUGAAUUCUCUCUUCAGCUUCUACAUGCCCUUCAAUCUAUCACCGAAGUGCGCUCAUCCACGGAGGAUUUCUCACACUACGUACCAUUGCUUCGCCUCAUCCCAAAGAGCACAUCCAAAACUAUCGCUGCGGAAAAGGUACGCCGAAGGCUGUUGGACAUUUUGUACGACCAGUAUCUGGAAAAGGUAGCAAAGGGUGAGACGGUCAACUGUAUUGUCUCAGAACUGGGGAAAGAAAAGCUCACUCUGGAAGAGCUCCGCGGAACCUGUAAUUCCUUACUACAAGCCGCGCCUGAUACCGUUGCUUCAGGUAUCUAUCAAGCAGCAGGGUGGCUCUCCAGCCACGAAGGCCGAAUGUUCCAGCCAGAGGCGUACAAAGCCAUUCUUGAUGCAUACGAUGGCAACCGAGAUCAGGCAUGGGAUAUGGCAUUCCGCGAGGAGAAAGUCCCAUUGAUAGCAUCUCUGUACAAGGAAGCGCUACGAUGCUACUCUCCCACACCAUUCGCUCAAGGCCGGGCAACAGUCAAAGAAAUCAACUACAACGGGAUAAAGAUCCCCAAGGGAAUCACCAUGAUCAUGAACGCUCAGGACGCAAACCUUGACCCGCGGUAUUUCGGCCACGAUGCAGCGAUCUUCAACCCUGCUAGAUUUAUCGGAAACGAUAGCAGCCUUCCAACUCUUGCGUUCGGAGCUGGAAGCCGUCAAUGCCCUGCGACGAAUAUUGCGAGUCGCAUCAUGUAUGCCAUGCUCACGAGACUGAUAUUGGCUUUUGAGAUCAAAGAGGCCAAGGGGCCAGGGAUGCGCCAGCCGAGCCUUGACAAGAGGGACUUCUCCGAUGUGCAUGGACUUGUUGAUGUGCCGAGGCCGUUUGACUGUUACCUGGUUGCUCGUGAUCCGGUAUGGCUGCAAAGCCUUUCCACAACGCGAGGCAAGAAAGCAUAAGAAGACAGGAUAGAGGUUACCUUUUAUUCGUAGGAACAUCGUAUGUACAUGUGGUGAUCGAACUACUUUGUUUCAAUGAGUAAAUAUUAACUGAUCUUGGCGAAAUCCCC